Leptonychotes weddellii (Weddell seal) is the source of this 2803-nucleotide messenger RNA. NCBI's taxonomy places the organism in Eukaryota, Metazoa, Chordata, Mammalia, Carnivora, Phocidae. The record is from RefSeq and is a predicted model, not a curated record.
UAUCAAGUACCCAAGAGUGCCCAGCACACAGUAAAGGCUCGAGUUUAACCAUCCAUGAAUUGUUGCCGGACAUCACCAAACCCUUCCUGGGUUUUUCCCACAGUAAACCUCUGCUGCUUUGGAUUUUUCUCAAUGAUGAAACCAUCAGAGCCAUUUGUCAUACCUUAUUUAGCAGGACCAGAUAAAAAUAUAAGCCUCAGCAUGAUCACCAAUGAGAUCUUUCCAAUUUGGACAUACUCUUACCUGGUGCUGCUUCUCCCCGUGUUCAUCCUCACCGAUUACGUCCGCUACAAGCCAGUCAUCAUCCUGCAAGGGAUCAGCCUCAUCAUCACCUGGCUGCUGCUUGUAUUUGGCCAGGGAGUGAAGGCCAUGCAGGUGCUGGAGUUCUUCUAUGGCAUGGUCACCGCCACUGAGGUGGCCUACUAUGCCUACAUUUACAGCGUGGUCAGCCCCGAACACUACCAGAAAGUGAGCGGCUACUGCAGGAGCAUCACGCUGGUGGCCUACACGGCGGCUUCGGUGCUCUAAAUCCAAGUUUCCUUGGCCAGCCUAUCGUACUUUUACCUCAAUGUCAUAUCCUUGGUCUCCGUCUCUGUGGCCUUUCUCUUGUCACUUUUCCUACCAAUGCCUAAGAAGAGCAUGUUUUUUCAUGCAAAAUCCAGCAAAGAAGUACGGAAGCCACCGAACAAAAACAUGGCGUUAGAGGCAACUUACAAAGUUAACGCAGCAGGCAGCAGAGAGAAACCCACUUCAGAAAUACCCACCAUUUCAGGGAACCUGGAUGGUGGUCCGUCGAGCGGCCUGAUGCCACGAAAUGUAGCGUUGAGUGUUUUUGUGCAGUGGUUCCAAGAUCUGAAGGAGUGCUACUCCUCAAAGCGACUUUUCUACUGGUCCCUGUGGUGGGCCUUCUCCACAGCAGGUUUUAACCAGGUUUUGAACUAUGUUCAAAUCCUGUGGGAUUACAAGGCACCGUCCCAGAGUUCUACAAUCUAUAAUGGGGCAGUAGAAGCUAUUGCAACAUUUGGAGGGGCUCUGGCAGCUUGCACAGCGGGUUGUGUGAAAGUCAACUGGGAUCUCCUGGGAGAGCUGGCCCUGGCGCUGUUCUCAGCAGCAGAUGCAGGUUCUCUACUUCUCAUGAAUUACACGACUAAUAUUUGGGUGUGCUAUGCUGGUUUCAUGAUAUUCAAGUCAAGUUACAUGCUUCUCAUAACGAUAGCAGCAUUUCAGAUUGCUGCUAAUCGCAGCGUGGAACGCUAUGCCCUGGUGUUCGGAAUCAACACCUUCCUUGCCCUGGCGAUCCAGACUGGCAUGACUGCAGCUGUGAUUGACAAACAGGGACUGGGGCUUCCGGUCAGCAUCCAGUUUUUAAUUUAUGGGAGUUAUUUUUCUGUUAUUGCUGGAAUUUUCCUAAUGAGAAGCAUUUACAUAAUCUAUUCAGCCAAAUGCGGAAAGGAAAAAUGUAGGUCUACUACUGGUCAGAAUCCAAGUGAACCGGAGAAUUCAAUGUCUGAUAUGAACACAGUAACACAGUUUUAGCCUGGUCUUUCCUACUAUGGACUCAAAGGACAGACGACUCUGAAAAUGUAUAGCGCUACACUACAUGGCAUUUUAAUUUUUUGUCCUAGAUUGAGAUACCAUAAAAGACAGGAUUAUCAUCAACCUCAUCAACACCACAUCAAAACCUCUGCUAUGGGCUGGUGAACUGGGUACAACCAAAAACUGGAGUCGACUAAGUUGAAACCAGCCAUCUUUAUGACCUCGAUGAGCAACUGGGACCCUAAAUACUGUUUUAAUAUUUUCAAGUCCACCCCAAAAGAACAUGGAAAUCAGAAAAUGGGACCAUCCAGGAACAGAACCAUGAAAUAUACAGAGUGAAUGAUAUAUACUGGCUUUCUGUGCCCAACCUCAUAAUUUGGUUUGAGUAGUAGAUAAAGAAGUUUCUAGUGCAGGCCUGAUGCAUAGUAAAUGAUCAAGGUGUGAUAACAAUUAUUAUUAUGCUCAUACUGUAUACUAGCAAAAAAGUUAGAAUGGGGGAAAUCAUUUAAUUCCUAUAAAAUGAGGCCAAAAAUUUAAGAAAAAAUUUUUUAUUAAACUUUACCAUGACCCUACAUGAAAAGACUGAAUAUUGUAAUGAUUUCAAUUCUUUCAAAUGAAUGGAUAAGUUUGUUGCAAUUUGUGACAGUCAGUCUUAUGUGUCAACUUGACUAGGCCAAGUUCCUUAUUUAUUUAAACAAGUACUAAUCUAUGAUGUAUUUUGCAGAUGUGAUCAAAGUUCACAAUCAGUCGACUUUAAGUAAGGGAGACUACUGUAGAUAAUCUGGAUGGGCCCAAUUCAGUCAGUCAAAAGGCCUUAAGAGCUGAACUGAGCCUUCCCAGAGGAAGGAGAAGUUCCAUCUGAGGACAUGCCUGAGAGUUCUAGCUUACCCAUCCUGAUGGCCUGCCCCAUGAAUUUUGGACUUGGCCUCCCCAGCCCCCACAAUCAAGUAAGCCAACUCCUUGAAAUAAUUUUUUUUAAUGUAUAUCUCCACUGGAUCUCUUUCUCAGGCUGAAUUCUGAUUGAUACAGAUUUUGGUACCAGGAGUAGUUGUAGAGGACAGAUUUAUAAGAACAACUUUUCUGAAGAGUUUCUGGGUUUUCUGGAACUGGUUACCUCAUCUAGUUAUAUUUAAAGCCACUAUGAAUCUGUUUCCAGUCAUAAAGGAGACACCAGUAGUCGGGGUGUGAUGUGGUUUUAGACACCCAAGUGUCACCGUUGGACACUCCUAAUCAAAUACUAUAUUAGUUUCCUAAUGUUCUUAUAACA